UGACUCUGUGUCAGGUAAUGUGACUGUAUUAUUCGGCCUGGGCAUGCUGGAUUCUGUGUGCAGAGGUGCCACUUACAUGUGAUAUCCAACCAUUGUAGAUAAGCUGGGUGAGGUUUAGGCAACGUGUGUGGAAGGGAGCUGAGCCUGGUGGUUGCAAUCCUGAUGCAGUGCUGCACAUUCUGCACAUACACAUCUGUUUAUUUGGGGUAAAGGAUUUGGUGCUUCCAAACUAUUAACCCAAGAGCGCUUUUCUGAAAGUCAGUGAUCAAUACAGCAUAGAUAUGGAUUGUGGCAAACACCGCCUGUUAGCUGCUUCACAAACCAGCAGUUGGAACACAGUGGAUGGCAGAGUAAAUAAGAUGAUAUCUGCGUUGCAGCUCUUAUGCUGGAUCUGUCUGGCUUAUUCUUCGUCCAGUAUUUGUGUACGCUUAGCGACCAAUGUGCGUGCAGGAGAGCCUGGGGCCAUCUGCUGUCCACUGCUGUCUUCUAAACAAACCAAUUACUCUGUGACUUGGUACAUAAACGGUAGUGACAUACCCGUAACUACGGAUAACUACACCAGGAUCCAUCAGCGAGGAGACAGGCUUUGGUUUAGCCCUGCAAAGAUAGAAGACUCGGGAUUUUAUGAGUGUCGAAUUCAAAAUUCAACAAGAGAUAGGAAGGAACUCCGAGUUUUCAAGAACGAUGAUGGUUUAUGCUUUAAUAGAAAUUACGUUUAUCCACAAAGAAUACAUUUGCAUAAUACUGGAAAGCUGACGUGUCCCGACCUCCAGAAUUUUGAAAGUGAAAGGACUCCACUUCAUUGGUUCAAGGCAUGCACUCCUGGAUUACCUGAAGAUGGGAGAUUUAGCCAUUUUGAGGAUUUCCUUGCAAUUAAAAAUGCAACGGAGGAAGACAAAGGAGUGUAUAUAUGCCAGCUGACAUACACCUAUCUGGGAAGACAAUUGAAUGUAUCUCGUGCCAUUAAUCUAACUCUUUUUGGGCCUCCGAAGAGAAUACCGCUGGACAUCAUUUAUCCAAACAAUAAUUCAGUUGAAGUAGAACUUGGGUCCAGUAUUGCCGUGACCUGUAAUGCCUCGUCGGGUAUUUGGGACGAACCAUAUGUAUCCUGGAACCUUGAGGAUAACUCUACUCGGGAUUUAAAAGCAACGCUCACGCAGUCUCUGGAUACGUCACCUAAUGGAGAACUUCAGCUAGUGGGAGAAAAGUUUAAUAUUUCUGUAGUGAAACCUAAACACUACAAAAAAUACUUCUGCACUGUAUGGUCUAUUAGAACUGAUCCAAGAGUUGUAUACAUCAUGCUAAAACCUCCAGCUCGAAACUUUCAGGGUUAUUUGAUUGGAGGUCUUGUUUCCCCGCUCCUUGUUGUACUGGCAGCUCUGCUCAUCUACAAGUUUUUCAAAGUUGACAUUGUGCUUUGGUAUCGGGAGUCCUGCCAGGUUCUUCUUGGUAAAGGAGUUUCAGACGAGAAGCUCUACGAUGCGUAUGUGUUGUAUCCCAAAAAUUUAGCGAACUGUGCAUAUUCAUCUGAUAUCUUUGUCUUGAAAGCAUUGCCUGAAGUCUUAGAAAAGCAAUGUGGCUAUAAGCUCUUUAUAUGUGGAAGGGAUGAUCUGCCAGGGGAAGCGGUGGUCAGCGUUGCUGAUGAAACUCUGAAACAAUGCAGAAGAGUGAUCAUCGUGUUGGUACCGGAUUCAUCCUGCUUCAGCACGCAGAGACUGACCUCUGAGCAUGAAAUUGCAAUGUACAGCGCUCUUAUUCGGGAUGGAGUUAAAGUGAUACUGAUUGAGCUGGAUAAAAUAAAAGACUAUGACAACAUGCCAGAAUCAUUAAAAUACCUUAAACAAAAACAUGGAGUGCUCAGGUGGAAAGAAGGCCUUUCGGAGAAAUCUCAAAGGGCAUCCACAAAGUUUUGGAAAAAUGUAAGGUACCAAAUGCCAGCCAUCCGAAGACCACCUUCCUCGGAGUUUCAUUUGCUGCCAGUACUUUUUAACUCUUCUUGGAUACCAGAAGUGUCAUAACAAGACCACAUGUGCACUGUUCUCUUGAACAUGUUCAAACAAGGCAUGGUUCCAGGUGUGCUGCAUGAAUAACCCCAGAAAGCGGGUGUUGAGAGUUGUAAUUCCUAGGAAUGUCUACUUUUGAUCACUUGGGAAGAGCCUUCUCUACCAGGAUGUGAUCAGCCAUGGACGAAGAAAGCUUUUGGUUUGGUUCAAUGAGUUCCUUGGACAAGUGGCAAAAUGUGAAUGCUUGAGCCAAAAAUUGUUUUACAGAGGAAGGAAGCGAAUGUGAAGGAAACUGUGUCCCCCCCCAUGUGCAGACUUUAUACAUAGUCAGGUUUUAACCUGAAAAAUAAGGGCUCACUUGGAACAGCUUAAAUAGCUGCUUCAUUUGUCCAAUACUUGUUCGUUCCCCUUUUAAAGGAUAAUUCAAUAUACUAUGCAUAUUAUUACGGUAUCUCCCAAGGAGAAAAACAGUAAGAGAGCACCAUAUUUUUUGGGUGGAUUGUCUUACCAGUGAGCAGAUGCAAAAGCAAGGGUGUGAAUUUUCUGUGAUUUAUUCACAUUUUAAUUAAAUUAUAAUGCCAUAGUCUUUAAUGCAGCAAAAACAAAAAACAAUCACACGAGUGAUUUUAAGUGAAGUUAUUAGAUGGUAAUUAUUUUUUACACUUCUGAAAGGAUGAUUUGCAUAAUGUUUCAAAAUGGCCAAACAUUUGCAGACUCACAAGCACUUUAACUGUAUCUCUAUGAUAUGAAAUGUUUCACGUUAUUUUUAGAGGCUGCAUUCUCUAGCGUGGAAGCCAAGAUUUGACUUUUUAA
Molecule: messenger RNA, 2816 nt
Organism: Lacerta agilis (Sand lizard)
Lineage: Eukaryota; Metazoa; Chordata; Lepidosauria; Squamata; Lacertidae
Product: interleukin-1 receptor type 1-like
Exons: 11
Coding region: 282-2018 (578 amino acids)
Biological process (GO): regulation of inflammatory response; signal transduction
Molecular function (GO): interleukin-1, type I, activating receptor activity
Source: RefSeq, a predicted model, not a curated record